AUGGCCGAUGCUGGUUUUUUUAAAGGAACAUCGGCUGAACAAGAUAGUCGAUUUGCAAAUAAACAAAAGAAAUUACUCAAACAAAUGAAAUUUCCAGAGAAUAUCGAUACUAAAAUUGAUAUGUCGAAAGUUAAUUUAGAUGUUAUUAAAUCAUGGAUAACAAAUCGUUUAGAAGAUUUAUUAGGUUUGGAAGAUGAUGUUGUUAUUGAAUUUGUUUUUAAUCAACUUGAAGAUAAAAGUCCGGAUCCAAAAAUGAUGCAAAUUAAUUUAACUGGUUUUCUUGGUGGAAGUAAAGCUCGAUUAUUUAUUGGAGAACUUUGGAAUUUACUAGCUAGUGCACAAUCAUCAAUUGAUGGUAUACCAACAGAAUUGGUUGAAAUGAAAAAAAAAUUUUUACAAAAACAAAAGGAAGAAGAUGACCAUUUACGUGAUACACGUAAACGUGAAGAAGAAUCUUAUCGUCAUGACUCGAAAGGUGACAGUGAUAAACUUAAUGGUCGUAAUCAAGUAUCAUCAUCAAGUAGUAGAUCACGUCAUGAAAAUGGAAAUAAUCCUGGAUACAAAUCACGAUCAAAUUAUGAUGAUGAUCGUCGUGAUCGAAGACGUCCAGAUAAUCGAUUUGACCGACGACGUUCACCACCUCCUCGAAGUCGUCGAUCACCAUCACCUCCAUCAAAAAAACGUCGAUCACCUUCGCCACCUUCUAAAAGUCGUCGACCAUCAUCUCCACCAUCUAAAAAACGUCGAUCCCCUUCACCACCACCCAAAAAUCGUCGAUCACCGUCACCUCCAUCAAAGAAACGUCGAUCACCUUCUCCACCUCCUAAAACUCGUCGAUCGCCAUCACCACCAUCAUCUAAAAAGCGCCGAUCACCUUCAACUCCACCCAAAGGCCGACGUUCACCAUCACCACCACCGAAAGGUCGUCGAUCGCCAUCGCCACCACCCAAAGGUCGUCGAUCACCAUCGCCACCACCCAAAGGUCGUCGAUCACCAUCGCCACCAUCCAGAAAACGUCGAUCACCUUCGUCACCACCGCCCAAGAGCCGUCGAUCACCAUCUCCACCAUCCAAGAAACGUCGAUCACCUACUCCACCACCGAAAAAUCGUCGAUCACCAUCUCCACCAUCAAAAAAACGUCGAUCACCUUCGCCACCACCAAAAAACCGUCGAUCACCAUCUCCACCAUCGAAGAAACGUCAAUCACCUUCACCAGCACCCAAAGAUCGUCGAUCGCCAUCUCCACCACCUAGAAAACGUCGAUCGCCUUCACCACCAUUCAAAGGUCGUCAAUCACCAUCGUUGUCAUCCAAAAAUCGUCGAUCACAUCAUUCACGAAGUCCAGAUCCAAGAUCACGACGUAAGGAUAUAAAACCAUCACCAGUUGCAUCAUCCGUUUCAAGAAAAGAUGUUUACAAAAAACCUACACGAUCUAUUUCAAAAAGUAGUGAAAGUGAAGAUGAUCGUCAACGUCAAUCUCGUUAUGAUAAAUCUAAAAGAAAUUCAACAUUAAAUCAACGUGAUCGUCGUCAUUCAUUAUCACAAUCUCCAAAACAUAGCCGAAGUCCAAUGAAAUCACGAAAAAGUGAACCAAUAAAAAAUCGUUCACCAUCACGAUCAUCAGCAUCAUCAUCAUCGUCGUCAUCAUCUAUGGAAGCACCACCAAAACCAAUAAAAAAGCCUUUGAAUCAAAAACCAAAACCUCGUUCACCAUCAACAAGUUCAAAUGCGAGUCAAUCACCAUCACCACGACGUCCAACGUCUCAACGUAAUGAUAAAUUGGCUCGAAAAAAAUCAAAUGAUUCAUCUGAUGAUUAUAAAGAAAAAAAACGACACAAAAGUAACGAUUUAUCGAGUGGUGAUGAUGAUCAACAAAAAGAUCAAUCAUCUAAACGUCCAAUCGAAAAAGAACAAUUAAUAUCAAAAUCUAAACAAAAAUCACCCACACCACCAUCAUCACGAUCACCAUCACCUUCUCCAUCACCAUCGCAAACGCUAAAGAAAACAGCUUCCGCUUCAUCUAAUAUCGAUAAAGUUAAAUCAAAUGUAUCACCACCGAUGAAAGAAUUACAAAAGAAUAAAAGAUCAACUCGUUCACCAUCUGAUAAAUCAUCAUCGGGAUCAAGUUCAAAUUCUUCUUCAUCAAGUUCAGAAUCAUCAGGUUCAUCAUCAGAAUCCGAAUCGGAUGAUGAUAAAAAACCAAAUAAAAGAUCACCAUCCGCUAGUAGCGAUUCAUCAAGUCGAUCACGAUCACCAACACCUGGGCGUACGAGAAAAGAAGAUAAAAAAUCGACUAAACCUAGUGAAAUUUAUUAUGAAACUUUAUUUGCAUAUCUUUAUUGUUGUUCAUCAUCACAAUCACCCUGA
This is a messenger RNA of Rotaria sp. Silwood1, 2367 nucleotides long. The record is from the annotation of a GenBank genome assembly. NCBI's taxonomy places the organism in Eukaryota, Metazoa, Rotifera, Eurotatoria, Philodinida, Philodinidae.